AUGGCACACAGAGCAAGUGUUUAUGCCUAUAGGAAAAUUCUUCCCAGUCCGUUGUCACAGGAAAAGCGUGGUAGGUAUUCUGAAGAAGAUCUGUACGAUGAUAAGUACGAUGCGGAGGAACAAGAGCAACCUGAAGCGCAACAUCCCGCGUUGCCACCAAACCUGCCGCGUAUUGCUCCUACAAUUUCAUUGUCGGUCCGACCGGCCGUUGCCAUUGAGCCACGCACCUCUGGCUCUUCGGAUAACACCCCAGCCAUCCACUCGCUCGUCACUGCGUCUUCGGCCACACCAGUGCACACCGCAGUGAGCAGCCGUGUGGGCAGUUUCAGUGGUCAUAAGCGUGGAUCGCCUGGUGAAGUACUGACUUGGCAGAGUGGCCGGCUUGAGAGCAUUUUGUUACGCACCGAAUCCUCUCCCGCCCGACCUCCCGUUCACAUUCUACCUCUCCGCCCAGCUUUGGGCAAGCGAAAUUCUAUACAACGACCUACCGCAUCCUCGCCUAGCCUUUUCCCUAUUGGAGCCAAACAGGUAAGAGGUCGCCCUAGAGGAAGGCCUCGGAAGAACUGCGGUCCGGCCAACUACGCUACUGUCGAUCGUAUGGAAGCGACAAAUGAAAACGAGGAAAGAGAACCGGCGACCGAGGCUCAUGCGGACGUUUUACUUCCUCCACCUCCGGUCAUUUCCUCUACCUUUGUGCCUCGACCGCCACCAAAACGACCGGAACCCAAAUCCAAGAAUGAAUCAAUUCUGUUGCCCUUGUGGGAGUAUCAUCCUCCCACCAAAAACUCCCUUCCAGUUCUCGAUUUGAUGGUCAAAAGUGACCCUUUGGCGGCAAUCGAAUCAGACAAGAGCAACAUUGGUCCGAGUGCGCCUGGUUCAGUCCCUUCCGAAUCUGCGGGACAUUCUCAGACCCCUGGAGGUCCUCCUGGUGCACACAAUUCACAGUCCAUGGUGACCGGUCGGAUGAAAAGCAGCAGCAACGUGGGCGAAUUGAAUCCACAGGAGCUGAAGAACUACAGGCGUCUCAGUGGUUACACUCUCUUCGUUUUGGUGAACAAGCGCAAGUACGGAGCUUUGGCUGGUGGAGCGCUGUCUGUUGACGAUGUGAACGAGUUGGGGGAACCCAAUGCUGCGGGUCCGAAGGACGCGAAUCGUAAAUGGCAAGCUAUUUGGUCGACGUUACCCGAAAAAGUACGUAAACAGUGGAAAACAAAAGCAAAACGACUGCUCAAACAAUCUGAACAACAAGUCAAACAUGGCACUUGGGACAAGGAUCGUCUCUCUCGUGAUCGCCGACGUUUAGAGGGUCAGCUGGCCAGGAGCGAAGUGACUUCCACUGGUCUUCUUGACUUAGCGGCGCAUUUCCAACUCCUCAGCGAUUCUUUUGCAGCAUACGAAAAACAGUUGUCAGGUUACGAGGGUCUGAAAGUCGGUGAUCUGAUUAUCAAGUUCGAUUCAGUAACUGCCUCGAAUUUCAGAGGACUGCAAGAUAUCGCCUCGGUGAAUCAGAACGCCGCUCCCCUGAGCGCAAUACGUGUGGAUCUCGUCAGGCCUUCCAUGGCAAAUCAGAUGUUCCAUCUGCGAAUCCUCAAGCCUGCAGGCGGAACCAGUCUAGGCAUGCACGUCAGUGUUUUACGAUGACAAGAUUUGGUGGCCGUUGGCAAACAAUCCCACGUUCCAGUGCGCAUUCAUCAAACUUGGUCUCAGCCACAAUGGCAUUGUAUUGAUUGUGAAAACAACUCACAACCGUUUUCUACAUUUGUUUACAAAAUCUUCCGCUUGUUGGCAUAGUCUUUAUCACUCAACUGCUCCCCCGAUUUUCUGCCGUCUCGAGUGGAAUCAUUCUUGUUGAUGCGCCAUUUCUGAAACAUUUAUCCUUAUUUUCUUAUUGUGUAUGCCUUUGGAGAAAAAUUGUACUGGCGUUUCGAAUUGCAUAACGAAUAUCUGCUUACCAACAGGGUUUAUCGUCUGAUUUGCACAAGGUUCAGUGUCCUUGUGCUUCUCGA
Messenger RNA from Dicrocoelium dendriticum, 2006 nucleotides. The record is from the annotation of a GenBank genome assembly. Lineage: Eukaryota; Metazoa; Platyhelminthes; Trematoda; Plagiorchiida; Dicrocoeliidae.